AUAUUGAUUUAACAACAUUGAGUAUGCUUGAUUUAUUUUUUUGAAAAGCAGCUAUAAAGUUUUGACUACAUAACGGGAUAAUAUGUACACUUGUAGAGAAAGACGUCCUCUAUUAAAUGAUGUCUGUGUGUAUUGUUGGUAUGUUGAUAGGUAACGAUAAUUUCGUCGUGGUGAAGGUGGCGUCACCUAUCGCAACACAUCAACAGUAUGCAGUAGAACUGAAUAAUACAUAUACUGUUAAAUAAAGAAAGGAGUAUCGAAGCCAGAGAACUAGUGAGUGAACCUCUCUCCAGACGUCCAAUCGCUUUGCGAACGAGAUGAUGUUCAUUGAUAGAAUAAUAGAAAAAUCUAGAAUGGUUUAAUUUUCUAGGUCUUCGUUUUUUUUUUUGAAAUAUAGAAAUUUUACUAGAUUUUUCAAUAAAAAGCUGUAAUCCAUCUCAGAUCAUCUGUUAAGUUAAUGUUCGAAUUUUGACUUCAAACUUCCCAUGAACAAAGUUCUCAAUAUUGAAUAUCUGAGGAGAGAAUUUGCCCAAUGAGUUAAACUCAUUGAGAAUGAAGGUCCGAAAAACUAAACUAAUCUAAACUUUUCUAUUAGUCAUCAAAUGAACAUAGUCUCGGUCGUAGUGUUUUGUCCAGAGGGAUGCUCGGCACUCCCCAAAAAUCGAGUUCGUCCCCUCGGCGUUCAGAGUAUAUGCCACAUGAAGUGCAUAUUUUGCUUCUUCGAGACUAUUGGCUAGCUCCUCGAAGUUUCGGGUGUUUCCCCCACGAAGGAGAAAUCCUAGAUAAAACACUGUUCGAUCGAAAAGCAAUUUGACGCCCGGAGACAUUCCUUCCUUCUCCGGAAACCUUUGAGCGUGCCUUAGAAAUAAGAUGAUUCUAUAUUAUAGGCGAAGGACUGAAUCCUUUCGUAAAAGUCUUUAUCUAGAAGCUUACAUAUAUUUCUUUCUGUAGUCAAAAAUCAUUGAAAAACUUUUUAGUUGUUUUUAAAUAUUUUUAUGAAUAAUUAUUUUAGGUUGUAUAUCAAAAUAUUCAGGUGGUGAAGUAAAAUAUUAUCCAGGUUUUCAUUCUAUUCAAACACCAAAUGAAGUUGAACGUUUUGAAAAUGAUUUAAGACGAUAUUUACAAAGAAAAAUUGGAUUUGAAGCUGUUAUGCGUUUACGAUCACCACCAGGUUAA
Rotaria sordida is the source of this 1176-nucleotide messenger RNA. NCBI's taxonomy places the organism in Eukaryota, Metazoa, Rotifera, Eurotatoria, Philodinida, Philodinidae. The record is from the annotation of a GenBank genome assembly.